Leishmania braziliensis MHOM/BR/75/M2904 is the source of this 498-nucleotide messenger RNA. RefSeq lists its product as hypothetical. The transcript has a single exon. The record is from RefSeq and is a predicted model, not a curated record. NCBI's taxonomy places the organism in Eukaryota, Euglenozoa, Kinetoplastea, Trypanosomatida, Trypanosomatidae. Bases 1 to 498 code for a protein of 165 amino acids.
AUGUUUUCGAGUUACAAGGCCCCCACAAAGGCGCAGGGUGACGAAUACGACGACGAGCAGCGCCUUGUCGCUGCGGUAUCAGAGUUCAAAAAGGUGGAGGCGUCAAGCCAAACGAUGGUGGAUCAGCUGCACCAACGACUCGAAUCUCCGUUCAAAGUAACAACGAAACCGUGUGAAGCGAGCCGCGCAGCAGUGCUGCAGUGUUAUCAACAGCUACAGAGCUCCUCGGCUGUCACGACUAGCAAUGCGGCAUCGUCGACGUCGCCCGCGCCACCGCCGAGUACAUGCAGCGACAGCAAGAGCACCGGCACAGCCCCCGAUGAAGCGUGGUUCUCAAUUCCUUACCAACGGUGCUACGAAGCUGCGCUGGCGUAUCGUCAGUGCGUGGAGGACACGUUAGCAAAGCACUUAGCCCUCGUCGCUGCCUUUGAGCAGCGUGGUUGCCAGCAGAAGGUAGUGCAUCAAGCAGCCGCGAAGGCUCAGGAGCAGCCACAGUGA